Melopsittacus undulatus (budgerigar) is the source of this 2985-nucleotide messenger RNA. RefSeq names its product ankyrin repeat domain-containing protein 26-like. Bases 1 to 2985 code for a protein of 994 amino acids. The transcript has 16 exons. Gene Ontology annotation, molecular function: protein binding. The record is from RefSeq and is a predicted model, not a curated record. NCBI's taxonomy places the organism in Eukaryota, Metazoa, Chordata, Aves, Psittaciformes, Psittaculidae.
AUGCAGGGGGUCGUGGCGUCCUCCCGCGAGUCAGGCUCUGCAGAUGCCUCUGGGCAGCUUCCCACUGCCACCACCGCCUCCACUGCCUACGAUCUCCGAGAGAAGAACCUGGGCAGGCUGCACCGUGCAGCUGCCCAGGGCGACUUGGCCUGGCUGAGGCGGUGGCGCUGGUGGCUGAAGAGAGUCGGCACUGACAAGCGAGACAAGCAGAAGCGGACUCCCCUGCAUCUCGCUUGUGCGAACGGCCAUGUGGAUGUCGUCAAAUAUCUAGUGCAAAAGAACUGCCAGCUGAACCUUGUUGACCGUUUGAAGAGGUCGCCGCUGAUGACGGCAGUAGAGUGCCGGCAAGAGAAAUGUGUGGCUAUACUGCUGGAGCAUGGUGCUGACCCGAAUCUGGCUGAUGCUGAUGGCAACACUGCCCUUCACCUGGCUGUCCUGUCUACUAAUACAACUGUAGCAGGGCUCUUACUCGAGCAUAAUGCCGAUAUUGAUGCUCAGAACAAGGAUGGUCAUACCCCCUUUCAUCUUGCUGUCUCCAGACAUCAGGAGGAGAUGGUAGAGUUUCUUCAGAAAAAAGGAGCUGACAGGCAUGCUCAAGAUCAGCAGGAAAGUACGAAGACACAACAGGAUGGAGCUAUGAGCAAUGGAAGGGUAUAUGAAGAGAGAAAGAUGGAGUCCAAGACCAUUUCAGAGGAUAUAAGUAAAACCAGCUGCUCUGAAACAGACAGUGAAGGCGGUGGGUUAAGAAGAAAGGUGACCGACAUUUUCCAGAAGUUGGAGAAAGAGUCUAAAAACUGCACACAGAUAGAAGCACAAAAUCGCGAUUUGCAAGAACAGUCGUCCAUCGUGUGUCUGAAAAGUGAAAUACUGGAGGAGAGUGAAUGCCAGCUGAAAGAAGAGGUGGCUAUGCGCAAGCAUCUUAUCGACACUAACAUGGUGGAUCGCAGGCAGGUGGAGCAGUACAAAAGAGAGGUCGGUGACCUUUCCCAGAAGCUGGAGAAAAAGUGUAAAAAAUGCACACUGAUAGAAGCACAAAAUCGCGAUUUGCAAGAAGAGUUGUCCGACGUGCUUCUGAAAUGUAAAAUACUGGAGAAGACUGAACGCCAGCUGGCAAGGGAGGUGGUUGACCUCAAAGGUCUUUUGGAGAAAAACACGGUGGAUCACAGCCGGAUGGAGCAGUACAAAAGAGAGAUGGAUGACCUUUCCCAGAAGUUGGAGAAAGAGUAUAAAAAAUACACACAGAUAGAAGCAGAAAAUCGCGAUUUGCAAGAAAAGUUGUCCACCGUGUGUCUGAAACUUGAAAUACUGGAGGAGAGUGAAUGCCAGCUGAAAGAAGAUGUGGCUAUGCUCAAGCAAGAUAUCGACACUAACUUGGUGGAUCGCAGCCAGGUGGAGCAGUACAAAAGAGAGGUGGAUGACCUUUCCCAGAAGCUGAAGAAAGAGUCUAAAAAAUGCACAGAGAUAGAAGCACAAAAUCGCGAUUUGCAAGAACAGUUGUCCAACUUGCUUCUGAAAUGUAAAAUACUGGAGGAGAGUGAAUGCCAGCUGAAAGGAGACGUGGCUAUGCGCAAGCAUCAUAUCGACACUAACAUGGUGGAUCGCAGCCAGAUGGAGCAGUACAAAAGAGAGGUGGAUGACCUUUCCCAGAAGCUGAAGAGAAAGUCUAAAAAAUGCACACAGAUAGAAGCACAAAAUCGCGAUUUGCAAGAACAGUUGUCCGCCAUGUGUCUGAAACAUAAAAUACUGGAGGAGAGUGAAUGCCAGCUGAAAGAAGAGGUGGCUAUGCUCAAACAUCAUAUCGACACUAACUUGGUGGAUCGCAGGCAGGUGGAGCAGUACAAAAAAGAGGUGGAUGACCUUUCCCAGAAGUUGGAGAAAGAGUCUAAAAAAUGCACACUGAUAGAAGCACAAAAUCGCGAUUUGCAAGAACAGUUGUCCACCAUGUGUCUGAAAGGUGAAAUACUGGAGGGGAGUGAACGCCAGCUGGUAAAUAAGGUGGUUGAACUCAAAUAUCUUUUGGAGAAAAACAUGGUGGAUCGCAGCCAGAUGGAGCAGUACAAAAGAGAGGUCGGUGACCUUUCCCAGAAGCUGGAGAAAGAGUCUAAAAAAUGCACACUGAUAGAAGCACAAGAUCGCGAUUUGCAAGAAAAGUUGUCCGCCAUGUGUCUGAAAUGUGAAAUGCUGGAGGAGAGUGAAUGCCAGCUGAAAGAAGAGGUGGCUAUGCUCAAACAUCGUAUCGACACUAACUUGGUGGAUCGCAGCCAGAUGGAGCAGUACAAAAGAGAGGUGGAUGUCCUUUCCCAGAAGCUGAAGAAAGAGUCUAUAAAAUGCACACUGAUAGAAGCACAAGAUCGCGAUUUGCAAGAAAAGUUGUCCGCCAUGUGUCUGAAAUGUGAAAUGCUGGAGGAGAGUGAAUGCCAGCUGAAAGAAGAGGUGGCUAUGCUCAAAGAUUGUAUCGACACUAACUUGGUGGAUUGCAGCCAGGUGGAGCAGUACAAAAGAGAGGUGGAUGACCUUUCCCAGAAGCUGAAGAAAAAGUCUAAGAAAUGCACACUGAUAGAAGCACAAAAUCGCGAUUUGCAAGAACAGUUGUCCACCGUGUGUCUGAAACGUGAAAUACUGGAGAAGAGUGAACGCCAGCUGAAAGGAGACGUGGCUAUGCUCAAGCAUCAUAUCGACACUAACAUGGUGGAUCGCAGCCAGAUGGAGCAGUACAAAAGAGAGGUAGAGGAACGAGCCAUACAGGAAUUAAGUCGAAAAUUAGAAGAAGGCAAUCUUGUUUUGCAGGGUUCUGCCUUGAUGGCUGAUGAUAGUGAGGAGGCAUGCUUGCCUCAAAUGGCAACAGCUGCUAGGACCGUUGUGACUGCCAUUUUAGAACUGCUGCAUUUUGUCACAGAGUUUGAGUUCUUUGGACCUUGCUGGUGUGGAGAUGAGAGCUGUAUUUUUGAAGAGGCCUUCAGGCUUUCUUCCUGGGCAGUCUGUUAA